GCCAGUUCUAAGCAGCACACUGGCUGAUAAGAACCUUCCAGCUGACUGCCGGUGACUGGCACCAUGAAGGAAGACGUGGCUCUUCUAGCUACUGUUACCCUCUUGGGAGUUCUGUUGCAAGCCUACUUCUCCCUGCAGGUGAUCUCUGCGCGCAGGGCUUUCCACGUGUCGCCGCCACUCACUUCUGGACCUCCCGAGUUCGAGCGCGUCUUCCGAGCCCAGGUGAACUGCAGCGAGUACUUCCCGCUGUUCCUCGCCACGCUCUGGGUCGCCGGCAUCUUUUUCCACGAAGGCGCUGCAGCCCUGUGCGGACUGUUCUACCUGUUCGCGCGCCUCCGCUACUUCCAGGGAUACGCGCGCUCGGCGCAGCUCAGGCUGGCUCCUCUGUACGCGAGCGCGCGCGCGCUCUGGCUGCUGGUGGCGAUGGCCGCGCUGGGUUUGCUGGUCCACUUCCUCCCCGGCACGCUACAGGCAGCGCUUUUCAGAAGACUUCAGGCCCUCCUGCAGAUGGCUUGAGGCGAAGGACCUCCGAGUCAGCGCUACUGGAGAAGAGCUUAGAGCAAAACGCAGGGGUGCCCGCAUUCGAAUCUCAGUUUCUAAUUAAAGUUCCCACGACUGUCCCGCCUACGUUCUCUGGGUCGGAGAAGGUUGCUUACUUACCAGGGGCCCCAUCCCCCGACAGACGUAGCCAGGCUUUGGGAGGCGGCGUGGGCUUGCUUGGAUUGGAGCUUCUCUCACUAUAUAUACCCUCCUCUAGACAGCACCUUGCCUGCGCCAUUACCCCUGCCUUGACAUUUAUUUCCAGAGAUAGCCACCCUUCACCCUCCUUUCUGUGAUUGGGGCUCUGCUUCCUCUCAGGCUGAACCUCAGCUACUGGAAUCUUGUGUGCCUUGUUGUCCUCCACUCCCAGCCCCGACUUCACAACUAGAAUCAGUUGGUUUUUCCCCAAGUGAGAAAUGAGUUCCUGUUUUUGAUCAGCCCUAGAUCUCCAACAUCAGAUGAGUGUAGGUGUUCACGGUCCCUGUGGAGGCCCACAUAGCGUGAGCUUGACCAGGAAUGUAGUCAGUGAUACAUUCUCUGAAGUGGACCUCAGGGUGCUUGAGGAGGGCCGGACUUGAGGAAGGUUGCUGACAAAACAUCUCUAAAGGACUUUCUUAUCCUAGCUGGCCAGGGAAAAUGCUUCUCAAACAGGCCUGACAUUGUGUGCAAAGGCCCUGAGGUGGGUGAAGAUGGCCCAUUUAUUUUAGAGAAGACUAUAGUCUCUAAAUGAGCCAGAUGCUGUGGUUCCUGGUUGCAAUUGCAGUACUUGGAAAGCUGUGACAUAAACUGAAGGCCAGUCUGGGCUACCGUGAGUUCCAGGGCAGCCUCACUGUCUCAGUUCCUCUGUACCCCCAACUCCUGGCCCUGCCACACACACAUACCAGGGUUCUACUACAUGAGACCAAGGGAAGAGGAGCAGGGAGAAAGACACUGAGGACCACCAUGAAAGGGGGUGGGGGAACAGGAAAGAAGUUGGCCAACAUCUCCCCCACUGAAGCAUUCAGGGGCUCAGGUCUUUACAAUAGUUGGGGUGGGUGCCAUGAUGCCACCCCAAGACGACAAGAGAAUGCUUUGGAAGCAGAUUCCUACAGAACAGGUAGGCACAACUUUGGGUCCAUGAAAGCCCCAGUUACUGACUCAGUGGCCAAAACCUUCCUGCUAAGUGGGGAUGAGAUCACGCUGAGGUAUGCCAACUGCGCACUGGGACACGUGACAUGGUAAAA
Molecule: messenger RNA, 1763 nt
Organism: Chionomys nivalis (European snow vole)
Lineage: Eukaryota; Metazoa; Chordata; Mammalia; Rodentia; Cricetidae
Gene: Ltc4s
Product: leukotriene C4 synthase
Exons: 5
Coding region: 64-516 (150 amino acids)
Biological process (GO): leukotriene biosynthetic process
Cellular component (GO): endoplasmic reticulum; nuclear envelope; membrane
Molecular function (GO): leukotriene-C4 synthase activity; glutathione transferase activity; enzyme activator activity
Source: RefSeq, a predicted model, not a curated record